Messenger RNA from Ipomoea triloba (trilobed morning glory), 1341 nucleotides. Its product is annotated as transcription repressor OFP1-like. Gene Ontology annotation, molecular function: DNA binding. Gene Ontology annotation, biological process: negative regulation of DNA-templated transcription. Bases 178 to 1185 code for a protein of 335 amino acids. The transcript has a single exon. The record is from RefSeq and is a predicted model, not a curated record. NCBI's taxonomy places the organism in Eukaryota, Viridiplantae, Streptophyta, Magnoliopsida, Solanales, Convolvulaceae.
CAGGGCAACAGGGACCCUCCUCUCAUUAUAGUAUUAUAAAUCUUCCCCUCUGCCUUUCACUAUAUACUUAAUUCCACUGAAUCAACUUUCUUGGAUCUGCCAUGAUACUACUGUUUGUGCCAAAACUACUCUGUCUUGUUUCUGGGAAAACAGAAAACUAAACAGAUAGAUAGAUAUAUGGGCAAUCACAGGUUUAGGUUAUCAGAUAUGAUCCCAAAUGCCUGGUUUUACAAGCUUAGAGACAUGAGCAGAAAAACAAGAACCUCGAAAACCCAAAACCAAACCUCGUCCAAACCUGGUUUUCGCAACCCCAAUGUUUCUCAGCCUAGGCAAUCCUAUUAUUACACCAGAGAUUCCGUUGCUAAAGGCUACAAGCUGUACAAUUCGCCGGCCAACACAAAAUCCUCCGGGAAUUCUCACUUUCUUGAUCCGCCGAGAAGGUCUUCCCGCCGGCGGUCGAGGAGGAAGACCGUUUACCGGCCUUCUCCGGCUCCGGCAGCCCCUGCUUCUGUGUGUACUUGUGGCGGCGGUAGAGAUGGUUGGUCUCCUUUGGCCGAGUUUGACGAUUUGCUCCAAUCUCCGACGUCGGAGUUCGAUUCCGACGCCGGCGAGGUGCCUAAGUCGUUCAACGGGCUAGCUUCUUGGUCGAGCUCCGGCAGCUGCACCGAUAUAGUCCUGGACAUGAACGAGAAAUCCCGGACGGUAGAGCUAGCCGGCGGCGGAUACGAGCUAGACCUCCGGCCAAUUCUCACCAAGCUCCCCGCCGGAAAUUCAAGAAACUCUGACGCCUUAGACGAAGAAGGGUCGAUGAGGAAAGAGAGUCGACCAAGAAAGUCUUUCUCGCAGUCCACGGGAGUGAAGCUUCGAGUGAAUUCUCCCAAGAUAGGCAGCCGGAAAAUUCAGAGCCAUGCCCGGAAAAGCGUGUCGUCGGGAAAUCGAUCAAAGGCGGCGGCGGCGAAGAAGAGCUUCUCCGGGAGCUUUGCGGUGGUUAAGGCUUCGUUGGAUCCGGAGAAGGAUUUCAAAGAAUCGAUGAUGGAGAUGAUCGUGGAGAACAAUAUAAAGACUUCAAAGGACUUGGAAGAGCUUCUUGCUUGUUAUCUUUCCUUGAAUUCUGACGAGUAUCAUGCCCUCAUUAUUAAGGCGUUUCAGCAAAUUUGGUUCAACCUCUCUCAUCUCCAUUUGUAAAAACCUUCCAAAUUUAUCUUUUCAUCCAUUUCCUCUUUAAUUAGUUGUAAUUACUAAUUUAUUAGCCGCCUUUCCUUUGUACAAAAUAAUUUUGCAUUAGUGAGUGUAAAAACUAUGCUAAUUUAUGUAUCAACAACAUUGAAAUUUUGCACCCUC